AUGGUUACUUGCACUGAGCACUUGGAAAAUUUGCAAAACUGGACAUUAGACCAAAGAAUUAAAAUUCGUCUAGAAGAUACCGGUUUUCCACGUUUAAGCGAACUUGCAAAAUGUCAACAUGAUAGCCAGCUUCUGAAAUGUGUGGUAUCCCAUUUCAAUACAGAGACAUGUGGAUUUGAAUUUGGUGGUAUAAAAUUAGUUUUUGGCUUGAAAGAUGUUCUCGAAAUUACAGGCCAGUCUGUCACUGGGACCGCUGGUGACAUGACUUAUUGGUCCAACCAAUGUUUUGGACAAGAUUUGACCUUUAAAAAACAAAGGGCAAUUCGAGGAGCCAUUAAGCUAUCUGUUCUUAGAGAAAAAUUUAUGGAAGUUCCACCAAGAGCAACUGAAGUUGAACUAGAUCGACAUACUAGAGCAUAUGCUCUUUAUGUUCUAGGUUCGUCCUUAUUCAGUAGUUCUUCUAAGGGGGAUGUUGAUACUCUCCAUCUUCCAUUGCUUUAUCAUGUUGAAAAAAUAAAAGAUUAUGCCUGGGGUGCUGCUGCUCUUGCACACCUAUAUUGUUCUAUGAAAAAAAUUAAAGAAGAGGGUAAAAAGCAUUUGCACGGGAUUGCAUUGUCCCUGCAGAUCUUUGUAUUCCUACAUCUGACAAAGAUCAAGGACUUACUCAUGUUAUCGAGUUUGGAUUUCGUAAAUGAACAACUUCCGUUGAUCAAUGAUUGGUCGCGUCAUUUAGAACAAUUUACCUUGAACAAAUGUAAAAAGGUAGAUUAUUUGGAUUUAAUUAGCACAACGACUGCUAAAGAGGUUAACUACAAUCCAUAUGAUAAUAUUCAAUUCCCCGACCUGAAAGAAUAUUCAACUUUCGAGUUGGAAAGAAGGGUAUGUUGUAAAUCAACCAUACAACCAUCCUUUCUCAUCAACUUUAAUGAGGUUGCAUUUUUUCAACCCCAUAAAUUUAAAAAACAAUAUUCUAAUGCACGUGCCGGGGAUAGAAAAUGCACAUACAAAUGGAAAUUGUACCCAAGAAGAGGUACAAAAGGGAAAAAUUGGCAAGAGACGAAAAAGCAUACAAAAUAUCUCAAGCAUUGGAGCAUAAGUUGUUUUAGUAAAAGACCACAACCUGAGGAACAACAACCCGAAAGAGUACAAGAUGUUCGAACAGAAGAGCCAAUUGAGGUGGAACACCAUAAUUUGGAUGAUGUCGUGGACAAUCAAGAAAAGCAUUGUGGAAGGAAAAGAAAAAGCAUAUGGAGUUCAAAAGAAAAUGAAGUUGCUCAUGAGGAGGAUGCAGGAGAUAACAAUGAAGAUGGGGGAAGAAACAAAGACCAAGGAGACACUAGGCAAGUGGAAGCAACAUGUACCCGUUUGUCUGUUUCUAGAGUGUAUAUACGCCGCCGCAAAGGGAGUAACACGGGAAAAAUGAAAACCAGUGAAGAUGUGACGGUUGGCAUUAAGCACUCCCUAUAUCUGCUGAAAGAACUACUUCCAUGUUUAAAACAGUUGAGUCACGAAGAAAUGAUUGAGAAAGAGAUAGAGGCUAGCAGACAAAGGCUCUUAGUCUCACAGCUAUGUAUAGCAGAGCUAGAUGACUCGGGCGGAGACCGGGUGUUCUGUGACAAAUGCAAGACGUCAAUAUUUGCCCUCCACAAACAUUGUCAGACAUGCAAUAGUGACUUUUGUCUCGCCUGUUGUCGUGACUUUUGUGAUGCGCAGCUUCGAGGUGGUGCUGAUCCAAUUGAGUCACAUGUUACUGCCAAACAUGGGGUUCACAAACGGCCAAGAUCUGAUAAGCAUGAGGAUAGUGAUGACAGAGUUUGCUGUGAUGGGUUUCUUGAACUGAGAAGCUUCUAUCCUCCAAGUCACAUUGCUGAUUUGGUAGAUGAAGCAAAAAAAUUUGUAGACAAAUACAUGCAUCGCAUGCCUGUGAUUUCAGACAAAACUCAUAAGAACUUGCAUUCAAGUUUGAAUCGUAAGGCAGCAUCUCGUAAAGAGUCAAGCGAUAACGAUAUAUAUUGUCCGGAGGCUAAAAAUACAUGUCCUGAGGAUUUACUACAUUUUCAAUGGCACUGGAGAAAAGGGGAGCCAGUAAUUGUCAGGGAACUGCUUGGAGGUACUUAUAAUUCAUUAUGGAAUCCAUCAAGCAUGAGCCGUGCAAUCUGUCAGAAGCACAAGACUGUGAAGGUGUUGAAACCAGCGUGA
Molecule: messenger RNA, 2199 nt
Organism: Vicia faba (fava bean)
Lineage: Eukaryota; Viridiplantae; Streptophyta; Magnoliopsida; Fabales; Fabaceae
Source: the annotation of a GenBank genome assembly